Molecule: messenger RNA, 3183 nt
Organism: Aspergillus lentulus
Lineage: Eukaryota; Fungi; Ascomycota; Eurotiomycetes; Eurotiales; Aspergillaceae
Product: cation-translocating P-type ATPase
Biological process (GO): monoatomic cation transport
Cellular component (GO): membrane
Molecular function (GO): ATP hydrolysis activity; ATPase-coupled monoatomic cation transmembrane transporter activity; ATP binding
Source: RefSeq, a predicted model, not a curated record
AUGGGUGCGCAGAAGAAGCAAUCCUCUGACAACUCUCAGGCUCUGUCUCAGCCUGCUCAUGCUCUUCGCUAUGAGGAUGUCCUUCGUGAGCUGGCCGUCGAUCCCGACGAGGGUCUGACAUUGGAGGAGGCAAAGCGAAGACUCCAACAGUAUGGUCCAAAUGAGCUGGAAGGGGGAGAGGGUGUUUCGAUGGUCAAGAUUGUCAUUAGGCAGAUUGCAAAUGCCAUGAUUCUGGUCCUUAUUAUCGCCAUGGCGGUCAGUUUCGGCAUUCAAUCCUGGAUCGAAGGUGGUGUUAUUGGAGCUGUCAUUGGUUUGAACAUCGUGGUAGGUGUCUAUCAAGACUAUGCCGCAGAGAAAACGAUGGACUCCCUUCGAUCAUUGAGUUCUCCCACCGGAAUCGUCACGCGUGAUGGCAAAACCAAUACCAUUCCUGCCAACGAGAUUGUCCCUGGGGACAUGGUUGAACUCAAAGUUGGAGACACGGUUCCUGCAGAUCUUCGGCUCGUUGAUGCUAUGAAUUUCGAAACCGACGAGGCCCUCCUGACUGGCGAGUCGCUGCCAGUGCAAAAAGAGGUCGAUACAACGUUUGACCCGGACACGGGACCAGGCGAUCGCUUGAACAUUGCGUAUAGUUCCUCGACGGUGACGAGAGGCCGCGCUCGGGGCGUUGUCAUCGGCACCGGGAUGCAAACCGAGAUUGGAGCCAUCGCCGCUGCUCUCCGCGCCAGCGACUCCAGGAAGCGGCCCGUCAAGCGAGGUCCCGAGGGAGAAACCAAGAAGCGAUGGUACGUGCAGGCAUGGACCCUGACCUGCACCGACGCCGUGGGACGAUUCCUAGGAAUCAAUGUUGGCACACCGCUGCAACGCAAACUCUCCAAACUGGCUUUGGCCCUUUUCGUCAUCGCCGUCAUCUUCGCCAUCAUUGUCAUGGGCGUCAAUGGGUUCCGCAAUGACAAGGAGGUCAUCAUUUAUGCAGUCGCUACGGGCCUUGCAAUGAUUCCGGCCUGUCUGGUGGUGGUCCUGACCAUCACCAUGGCGGUUGGCACCAAGCAAAUGGUUGAAAGACAUGUCAUUGUCCGGAAGCUUGAUUCCCUUGAAGCCCUGGGCGCUGUGACUAACAUUUGCUCAGACAAAACGGGAACCCUCACCCAGGGGCGCAUGGUCGCCAAGCGGGCUUGGAUUCCCUCUGUUGGCACCUACUCGGUGGGGUCUUCCAAUAAUCCCUUGAAUCCGGAAGAGGGCGACCUGAGCCUGCUGCCUGACCCGCCGGUCAAAGUCGGUCCGGACGCUCAGGGAGAGCCUUCUCUGCCGGACGAUCUGCUCAAGGACAAUCCUCUUCUGGAGCAAUACUUGAAUGUGGCAGCCAUGGCAAACCUGGCCCAUGUGCACAAAUCCGAGCACAAUGAAUGGCAGGCUCGUGGUGAACCGACUGAUAUUGCAAUUCAGGUAUUUGCCUCCCGCUUUAACUGGGGACGCGAUCGCUGGACCAAAGGCGAGAAGCCUGUUUGGCGCCAAAAAGCCGAAUAUCCGUUUGACUCCACCGUGAAGAAGAUGUCCGUCAUCUUCAGGAACAGCAACGACGACCGGGAGAUGAUCUUCACCAAGGGGGCGGUGGAACGGGUCCUCGAGGCUUGCACCACCGUCACCUGGACCGCUGGUUCCGACCCGAUCGCCUUGGAUGAUAACAUCAAGGAGGAAAUCCUGCAGAACAUGGAAGCUCUCGCAAAGGAGGGCUUGCGGGUUCUCUGCCUUGCCUGCCGGGAUAAUUACCACCCCGUCAAAGGGGAAGAUGUCCCUGCCCGUGAGGAAGUGGAGAAAGAUCUCACGUUCUGUGGACUCAUCGGUCUGUAUGACCCUCCCCGGCCUGAGACUGCAGGCGCUAUUGACGAGUGCUAUCGCGCUGGGAUUUCGGUCCACAUGGUCACUGGUGACCACCCCGGUACUGCGCGAGCCAUCGCAGCGCAGGUUGGUAUCAUUCCAGCCAACAUGGAUAGCCUUGCCAAAGAUGUUGCGGACGCCAUGGUGAUGACGGCCAGUCAGUUUGACAAGUUGACAGAAGAGGAAAUUGAUGCGUUGCCUACUCUUCCUGCUGUGAUUGCUCGGUGUGCUCCCAACACAAAGGUUCGGAUGAUUGAUGCCCUUCAUCGUCGGGGUCGGUUUGCUGCAAUGACUGGCGAUGGAGUCAAUGACUCUCCAUCCUUGAAGCGUGCAGAUGUCGGUAUUGCUAUGGGACAAGCAGGGUCUGAUGUGGCAAAGGACGCCUCGGAACUGGUGUUGACUGAUGAUAACUUUGCUUCAAUCAUCAACGGCAUUGAGGAGGGCCGUCGUAUUUUUGAUAAUAUUCAGAAAUUCGUCCUGCAUCUUUUGGCGGAAAACGUCGGCCUGGCCCUCACGCUUCUGAUCGGUCUCUGUUUCAAAGAUGACAAUGGGCAAUCUGUGUUUCCUAUUGCUCCCGUCGAAAUUCUAUGGAUCAUCAUGAUCACCUCCGGUCUCCCGGAUAUGGGACUAGGUAUGGAAAUCGCCGCUCCAGAUAUUAUGGACCGUCCUCCUCAAAGCAAACAAGGUAUUUUCACCUGGGAAGUCAUAGUCGACACCAUCGUCUACGGCGUCUGGAUGGCAGCUCUCUGUCUCGCCUCUUUCUCGCUCGUCCUCUUCGGCUGGGGAGAUGGCAACCUGGCCUCAGGCUGCAACAGCGACUACAGCCCCGAAUGCGACGGUGUGUUCCGCGCCCGAGCCACCACCUUCGUGUGCAUGACCUGGUUCGCUCUCUUCCUCGCCUGGGAGAUGAUCGAUAUGCGCCGCAGUUUCUUCCGCAUGCAGCCCGGUUCCAAGCGCUAUUUCACCCAAUGGAUGCUUGACGUCUGGCGCAACAAGUUUCUGUUCAGCGGCAUCAUGAUUGGAUUCGUCACGACCUUCCCUAUCCUGUACAUCCCUGUGAUCAAUGACGUUGUUUUCAAACAUGUCGGUAUCUCCUGGGAGUGGGGUGUGGUGUUUGUCGAAGCGCUUCUUUUCUUCGCUGGCUGCGAGGCUUGGAAGUGGUGCAAGCGCAUUUACUUCAGACGGACCAGUCAUAAGGAAAGCGGCAGAGAUAGGAUACUUCGGGACUUUAGUCGAUAUACGACCAUGAGCAGGUCCGAGACCCAAGCAACGAGUGACCUGAACGUGGAAAAAUCGAUGGUUUAG